Molecule: messenger RNA, 1320 nt
Organism: Vigna angularis (adzuki bean)
Lineage: Eukaryota; Viridiplantae; Streptophyta; Magnoliopsida; Fabales; Fabaceae
Product: cytosolic sulfotransferase 15
Exons: 1
Coding region: 89-1042 (317 amino acids)
Biological process (GO): sulfation
Cellular component (GO): cytoplasm
Molecular function (GO): sulfotransferase activity
Source: RefSeq, a predicted model, not a curated record
ACUACCAUUUGCAUUAGAUAUAGCAACUUUGACCCCUAGAAAUUUUCAAACUCUCUACUGAUCUUUUUUCCUGCAGAAAUUUUUCUUGAUGGCAGAGGAAAUACAAGUGAAGAAAGAAGAUGAACUUACUCUCUCCCUCCCAAGAGAGAGGGGUUUGGCAUCCUCAAAUAUGUAUCUAUUUCAAGAAUUUUGGUGCCCAUCGAUUGUUAUGAAAGAUGUAAACAUUUUUCAGAAGCAGUUUCAAGCAAAAGAUAGUGAUAUUAUUGUUGCUAGUUUUCCAAAAUCAGGUACUACAUGGUUGAAAGCCAUUGCUUUUGCCAUUGUAAAUCGCCAAUGCUUCUCCAUUGAUAACCAUCCAUUGCUUACUUCCAAUCCUCAUCAACUUGUGCCUUUCAUUACAUUCAUGCAUCCUGCUGAUAGUCAUUUUCCAACAACUGAGCCAAGGCUUUUUGGAACUCACAUUCCAUUCCCUUCGUUGUCUAAGUCAAUCAUAGAGUCUAAUUGUAAGAUAAUAUAUAUUUGUAGGAACCCUUUUGACACUUUUAUUUCAGCCUGGAAUUACUUUAAUAAAAUAAAGCAACAUUCUUUAUCUGUACUAACAAUGGAGGAAGCUUUUGAAAUGUAUUGCAAUGGGAUAAUUGAGUUUGGUCCAUGGUGGAGUCAUAUGUUAGGUUACUGGAAGGAGAGCAUAGUUAGACCUAACAAAAUUCUGAUAUUAAAAUAUGAAGAUCUUAAAGAGAAUGUCAACUUGUAUGUGAAAAGAGUUGCAGAGUUUCUGGAUUUUCCUUUCACUCAAGAAGAAGAAAGCAAUGGAGUGAUCGAAAGCAUAAUCAGGUUAUGUAGUUUUGAGAAGAUGAAGGAUUUGGAAGUUAAUAAAUCUGGAAUCUCGUGCAAAAUCUUUGAGAAUAAGCACUUCUUUCGAAAAGCAGAAAUAGGAGACUGGGUAAAUUAUUUUUCUCCUUCAAUGACAGAAAAACUAUCCAAAAUCAUGGAAGAAAAAUUAAGUGGAUCUGGUUUAUCAUUUGAAAUAAUGCAUCCUUGAAAUUUCAAAGCAGUAAGCGACUACUACAAAUAAAUAGCUAUAUAUGUAUCGUGUGGCAGAAAUGUGACAUGUUUUGCUCUUGUUCCAGAAUCACUUGUAUGAAAAAGCUGUGUUGAAUUUGUUAGAAGGAUUCAGAAACUUAUCUAGAUCCGUAAAAUAUUUCUUAGAUAUGAUUGUUAUUUUCCUGCUCUCUUACUUUCUUUAACAUGUUCUUCUGUCAAUUUUCUUAUUUUGUUUAGAACUAGUUUUAAAUCUGUAUGUACACACACGGGUUGAUA